Lachancea thermotolerans CBS 6340 is the source of this 1470-nucleotide messenger RNA. Its product is annotated as MCT family MFS transporter. Gene Ontology annotation, cellular component: fungal-type vacuole membrane. Bases 1 to 1470 code for a protein of 489 amino acids. Gene Ontology annotation, molecular function: transmembrane transporter activity. Gene Ontology annotation, biological process: transmembrane transport. The transcript has a single exon. NCBI's taxonomy places the organism in Eukaryota, Fungi, Ascomycota, Saccharomycetes, Saccharomycetales, Saccharomycetaceae. The record is from RefSeq and is a predicted model, not a curated record.
AUGUUGAUGCCAAGUAUGCUCCAGAAACCCACACGCGCUUUCCUUCAUGGCUUAAAGGACUUAAGAAAGGACCAUUUUGAAGAUUCACGUUUUGAGGCCCCCACAACGUCAGGCUAUGAAGGCUCUGCAGAAGAACGCCGUCUUUUCGGUGCCGAACUUCAAGCGAAACGCGGAAAUGUUCAAGAGACUCCCUUGUCAAAUGAACUCGUUGAAGAGAUCGAGAUCUUUGAGCAAGAAGGAGGGUUCCAGGCAUGGCUUGUUGUGUUUGGGUCAUUCAUGGGGCUUAUUCCUGUGUUUGGUACCGUUAAUUCAUUGGGAGCUAUUGAGUCAUACAUUUCCAAGCAUCAGCUUGCUUCUGAGUCUUCAACUGUCGUAUCGUGGAUUUUUUCUAUUUACCUAUCUCUCACUUUUUCGAGUUGUAUAAUUGCGGGAGGGUACUUUGACAGAAAUGGAGGGCGUGAUCCACUAUGUGUGGGGACCAUACUCUUUACUGGGGCUAUAAUUGCAACUGCGGACUGCAAAACAGUCUGGCAGUUUAUUCUAGCCUUUUCUGUUCUUGGAGGUAUUUCUUCUGGAAUCCUUAUGACACCUCUUGUUAGCUGUGUUGCCACAUGGUUUUUGAAAAAAAGGGGCCUCGCUACCAGCAUAGCAACGAUUGGGGGGUCAGUAGGGGGUGUUAUUUUUCCUGUUAUGUUGAGGAGUCUGUACUCGAAGGUUGGGUUUUCGUGGGCUUUACGCAUUUUAGCACUGAUAUGUUUUUCUUGUCUUGCCUGUUCCAUUAUCUUUGCCCGCGAAAGACAAAAGCCGGAGUCUAAGCCGUUUCACACUAAAACCGAGGCUUUUAAAUGGUACUUAAAUUCAUCGCUUAACUGGCGCUACUUCCUGGAUUGGAAGUUCUUAUUUGCGUCUCUAGGAAUGGGUUUUGCAGAAAAUUCCCUUACCGCUUCUUCCACAUAUCUGGCUUCGUACUCUUUAGCGCGCGGCAAUUCAGAAGAGGUUUCCUAUGCAUUGAUCGCUACUACUAAUGCGGUUGGAAUUUUUGGAAGAUACAUACCAGGUUACCUAGCCGAUAGAUGGACAGGACGCUUCAAUAUGGUCAUCAUUACGGUUUCAUUGGCGGCAUUUUUCAACUUAGUAAUGUGGCUUCCCUUUGGCGGCAACGUGAAAGUCUUAUGGGCGUACUCGAUCCUGUAUGGCUUUACAACGGGAACGAUACUUUCCUUACCCCCCGUAUGCAUCGGACAAAUUUCAAGAACUACCGACUUUGGGAAGCGAUACUCAUCAGCUUAUUUUUUAGAGGCACUCAUGACUAUUCCAGUUAUCCCCGUAGGUGGUGCGAUAAUCGGCUCUGGAAAAAUUUCUAACUACAAUGAUUUCAUAGUCUACAGUUCCAUGAUGAUGAUCGCGGCGUCGAUAUGCUUUAUAAUUUCACGUUCCAUUUGCACGGGUUUCAGAAUGUGUAAAUUCUGA